Pelodiscus sinensis (Chinese soft-shelled turtle) is the source of this 2956-nucleotide messenger RNA. The record is from RefSeq and is a predicted model, not a curated record. NCBI's taxonomy places the organism in Eukaryota, Metazoa, Chordata, Testudines, Trionychidae.
GUAUCGGUCAAAUGUUCCGAUCACCCUCCGUCCUGCGGCCUGAAUGCCUUAUGCAAGAACAAUGAGAGAAGUUUCUCCUGCAAGUGUGAAUCUGGCUACAGAUCUUCCAAAGGAGACUCCUGGCUGCCCAGAAGCGUCGCUCCUCUGGACUGCUCAGAUAUUAAUGAAUGUUCCCGAGACCCAUCGCCCUGCGGCCCCAACUCCAUCUGCACCAACACGCUGGGCAGUUACACCUGCACAUGCCAACCAGGCUACCUCCCACCCACCCAGCCUGGCGCCCUCUUCAGCUGCACAGAUAUUGACGAAUGUUCCCAAGACCCAUCACUCUGCAGCCCCAACUCCAUCUGCACCAACACACCAGGCAAUUACACCUGCAUGUGCCAGGCAGGCUACCUCCCGCCCAGCCAGCCUGGCGCCCCCUUCAGCUGCACAGAUAUUGACGAAUGUUCCCGAGACCCAUCUCCCUGCGGCCCCAACUCCAUCUGCACCAACACACUGGGCAGUUACACCUGCAUGUGCCGACCAGGGUACCUCCGGCCCAGCCAGCCUGUUGUCCCCUUGAUCUGCACAGAGGUCACUUCAAAGUGCCGGGCCCAUUUCUCGGAAGAGAACAAUCUGGUGAGGAAAUUCCAGAACGAGAGUCUGCACACAGGUCACGGCUCAUCCCCAGAGGAUGCUGCCUACUGCACUUUACUGAAAUCCACCUUCAGGGCCUUGGGAGAGCCCUGCGAAGAGGAGAACUCAACCGUCUGUCUGGAGAAAGCCGCUGGGGGAUUUGCCUCAUCCUCCUGGUCCAACCUGAGCAUGGAGCAGCUCUCCGUCUCGGCCACCAUCAUCUUGCACAGUGUGGAGAAGAUUGUGAUGGACGUUGUCACCAACCCCACCAAGAACGGGAACCUGACCUUCCAGACAAAGCAGCUGGAUGUCCAGACCAAAGUCAUCAGGGACGGCUGCAGCAGGGAGGACUCUGUCGUCAGCCUGGGAGCCAAAGAGGAGAGCAUGGAGAUUAGCUGCAAAACGGUUCAGGGAUCAACGGCACAAGGCACGGCCGGAGUGGCGUUUGCCUCCUACACAGGCAUGGAAACCAUCAUGAACGGCAGCUUCUUCCACGAAGAGAAUGCCAUCUCUGGCCACUUUGUCCGGAUGAUUUCCAGGGUGGUGAGUGCCUGGCUGACCAGCCAGACCAAGACCAACUUCACAGAUCCAGUGAACUACACCUUCCAGCACAUCAUGCCAAGCAACCCCUCCGAGAAGCCCACCUGUGUCUCGUGGGAAAGCACAGCCCAGAAUGGCAGCUGGUCUCCGGCAGGAUGCAGGGUCCUGCGCUCUAACGCCACCCACACUACGUGCAACUGCGACCACGUCUCCAGCCUGGCCGUCCUCAUGGCAUGGGGGGAGAUAACGGCAGGUUUCCCUCUAUACCUCAUCUCCCACAUCGGGCUGGCCCUCUCCCUGCUGUGCCUCCUCCUCGCCAUCCUCACCUUCCUCCUGUGCCGCUCCAUCCGCAACGUCAACACCUCCAUCCACCUGCAGCUCUGCCUCUGCCUCUUCCUGGCUGACUUCCUCUUCCUCACGGCAGUGGACAGUACCAGGCAUCAGGUGGGCUGUGCUGUCAUUGCUGGCUUCCUGCACUACCUGUUCCUGGCCUGUUUCGCCUGGAUGUUCCUGGAGGCCGUGGUGCUCUUCCUCACCGUGCGCAACCUCGGGGUCGUCAACUAUUUCAGCACCCACAGCCCCAAGAUGUGGUUCCUGAGCCUCUUCGGCUACGGAUUCCCUGCCCUGGUGGUGGCUGUCUCGGCCGCCAUCAUGCCAAAGGGCUACAGCAGGGAAGAGAACUGCUGGCUCAGCAUGGAGAGGGGGUUCAUCUGGAGUUUCCUGGGGCCGGUGUGUGUCAUUGUGGGGAUCAAUUCCGUCCUUUUCACUCUUACCCUCUGGAUGCUGCAGAGAAAACUGUCCAGCCUCAACUCUGAGGUGUCCACCCUCAAAGACACCAGGCUCCUGACCUUUAAAGCCAUCGCCCAAGUCUUCAUUCUGGGCUGCACGUGGAUUUUCGGUCUCUUCCAAACCGGCCCAGCCGCCGUGGUCAUGGCGUAUUUAUUCACCAUCCUCAACAGCCUGCAGGGGGUCUUCAUCUUCCUGGUGCACUGCCUCCUCAAUCGCCAGGUGCAGGAGGAAUACAAGCGAUGGUUUACCAGCAAAUCCAAGUCCUACUCGGAGGUCUCCAUGUCUACUUUAGCCACCAGCAGCAAAGUGGGCUGACCUUUGGGCCAGGAGGCAGGAGCUGCCAUUGUGCCAUGGGAGCAGGAGGAGCUUUUUGCGGGACUUCAAUCCGCCUUCAUUAAAGCACUUGCAGCAGCAGGAUCAGAACUUCUAAACCAGCCUCCCAUCUGUCUCAGCAGGGAGUGUGAUUGUGGGUUAAAUCUGCAGGCUGGGAAGGGGUGGGGAUGAGGAUUAGAGCUGGGGGUCCCGGCCAUCAGGAUCCCCGGUUCUUCUAUCACUGUCUUGUAGGAUCUAGUGUUAAAACAGCUGCACGCCCGCCACAUUGUCAGGUUUCCUCUUUGCUUCCAUGAGGACUAGAACUGUAAGACCUGAGCUGCUUCCGGGAGCCAGAGUCCUUGUCAUGGGCCAGUAGGGUCUAUCACUUAAUCCAGCCCGGGACUGUUGCUGCUUUUCUGAGUUGUCCUUUCUCUGUAUUUAUCAUUAAUUUCCAAUCUUCCAUUCCCCUGGAAUCUGAGCAGGGUUUGCGUGUCUGUGCUAUUUCAAUACUGUAUAAUGAGUUUCACUAUGAAUGCCUGAUUUCACUUGUCUCCUGGAGUAGUUUUGUUUCUGCACCCUAAAGUUUACCGGCUCACUUGUUUCUCCUUCUAGAAGCUGGAAAUGGGGAACAAACAACCGUUCCCUGAAUCCUCACAAUGCUCUGUUUCAAUGAAGUUCCUAGAGCUACCAGAAUAGUGAU